Messenger RNA from Venustampulla echinocandica, 1119 nucleotides. RefSeq lists its product as uncharacterized. The record is from RefSeq and is a predicted model, not a curated record. The coding region runs from base 1 to 1119 and encodes 372 amino acids. NCBI's taxonomy places the organism in Eukaryota, Fungi, Ascomycota, Leotiomycetes, Helotiales, Pleuroascaceae. The transcript is spliced from 6 exons.
AUGGCCUCGCAAACUACAUACGGUGCCCCGGGACCGGAGCCCACAGCGAAGGAUAAGGUACUCGAAACUGGCGCCGCCGCGACCCAAUCGUUCGGACCCAUCAAAGCAAUCUGCGCACAUCUGAAUGCCUUCCAUCUCUAUGCUUCCGACAUGUCUCGGCCGGUUGAGGCGAAUCAUUAUUGUACGCACCUGAGUGCUGAUGUGAGGCAAUGCCUCAUAUAUAACGCCCCCAGCAACCCGGCGAGGUUAAUUGGCGUGGAAUAUAUGAUCACUCAGCGAUUAUACGACGCGCUCGAUGAAGAAGAGAAGAAACUGUGGCAUGAUCAUCACUAUGAAGUCAGUAGUGGCAUGCUCAUAAUGCCCAACUCGAACGUCCCCGAGGCAUUAUGGGAGAAAGCAGAAACAGCUGAGAUGAAGGAGGUGAAGGGAUUAUGGGGGAAAACAUAUCAUUUCUGGCAGGUUGAUCGGGGAGAUACGCUACCACUUGGAAAACCGGAAUUGAUGAUGAGCGCUACUAAGGAUGGACAGUUAACCGUCGCUGUCGACCAGCCAGCCAAACGCCGCGCUCCGGCGCUGGCCGAGGCCCCUUCCGCGCCGAAGCCUCGACAAUCCAAGCUCGCAAAAGAGCACAAUAUCACGAGCGUAGAAGAGAACGAAAUACGCGAGGCAUUUACAUUAUUUUCUAAGCCAAAGAAAGGGGAGAAAGAAGGCAUAAUACCGGUUGGCGAUGUGCGGAGAGCUAUGAUCGCAUUAGACAUCGUACCUACCCCAAACGAACUCGAAGAAUUUAUCUCCAUUUUAGACCCAGAUGAGGAAGGGUUUGCAGAAUAUGAGCCCUUUGUUGCGAUCUGUGCGCUCAAGUUCCAUGCCCGCGAUCGUACGUCCGAUUCGCACACACAGGAAGUCGAUGAGGCGUUCAAGCUUUUUACAAGCAGCGGAGGAGAGGGCAAAAUUACGAUAGCUACCUUGAGAAGUAUUGCCAAUGCUCUUAAGGAGGAUGUUGAUGAUGAGCUUCUGAGGGAUAUGAUAAUAGAGGCGAAUGGGGGCGCUGGCGUGGGAAAAGGCGUAGAGAAGGCCGAGUUUGAGGAAGUUAUGAGACGGGCUGGAGUGUGGAGAUAA